GCUGACUGAGACUAAAUCAUAAUUUCACGUAUAGUAUUGUUUGAAUUUUCCCAAAAUGUGAUACCUAAAGUCCUCCUAUAAUACAUUGAUACAUUAAGGCGAAUGUAAAAACAACCCAGGCGGUUCAGUUGUUUAAAAUGGAAAGCCAGCCUGCUAGGUCCACGUACAGGUUUGCGGGUUGAAGCUUUGCUCUUGGACAUCAGGAUGUACGGCUCCGUGAGGGUGUUGUUGAAGGUGCUGUGGGCCCAGUUGCUCUGUGGGUGGGUUCUGGGCUCAGAGCUGACGUUUGAGCUGCCAGACAACGCUAAACAAUGUUUCUACGAGGACAUCAUCAUGGGCACCAAGUGCACACUGGAGUUUCAGGUGGUGACAGGCGGCCAUUAUGAUGUGGACUGUCGUUUGGAAGACCCAGAAGGCACUACCCUCUAUAAGGAGAUGAAGAAGCAAUAUGACAGCUUUACAUUUACAGCAGCCAAAAAUGGCACCUACAAGUUCUGCUUCAGUAAUGAGUUCUCCACCUUCACACACAAGACUGUUUACUUUGACUUCCAGGUUGGGGAUGACCCUCCACUCUUCCCCAACGAAAACAGAGUCACUGCUCUCACCCAGAUGGAAUCAGCAUGUGUGUCCAUCCACGAGGCCCUGAAAUCUGUUAUUGACUACCAGACACACUUCCGUCUCCGUGAAGCUCAGGGCCGCAGUCGUGCCGAGGACCUCAACACUCGAGUUGCUUUCUGGUCCAUUGGAGAAGCGAUUAUCCUUCUGGUGGUCAGCAUCAGUCAGGUGGUCCUGCUGAGAAGCUUCUUCUCUGACAAGAAGACCACCACAACACGUGUCGGAUCGUAACAGUUUCUGAACCCUGGGAUCUGAUCCAUCAUUUUCUUCAUCUGUACCAGGGCUCAUGUGCAUAGAGAUAGUUAAAUAUCAGUGCCAAUCUGAAAUGAUCAAACUGCCAGGUCUCUUGUCACCUUGAUAAUGCACCGAUAUUCUGACUUGACUUUAUGCAAAUGAGUCUUGAGCAAGGUUAUAUGUGUUAGAACUGUAUUUGAGGGGUAAAGCAGGAAACCUGAGGAGAGGUUUGCUUGUGUUGCUUGUAACCAUUGGAAGCACUUCAAGCAGUUGGUUGUUUAGUAAAAGCCGCCCUUGAAUACUUAAAUAUCUGAAAUUAUUUCUAAAUGUGUUCUUAUUUUAUUUUGAGUCAUUUUGUACCCCUAAUCUGUUCGUUCUCUAGCCUAAAUCUUGAUCUGAUAUAUCCAAGGGAGUGGAAGUUGUGACAUAACAUACUCAGUAGAGAUGUAGAGAUGGGGAUUUAUUUCCUCAACUGCACAGUAUUGGGUCUUUAAAACCACUCAGGCAAAAAAAAAGGUUGUAUUUCAGUUGAGGUUGCAUUUGGUUAUAUUAUUUUUAUUUUUAUUGUCAUUAAACUCCACUUUGAGAGUGAGAAAGACUAGAUAAUGUGUUUGCUUUUACCAGCUUUGUCAUUUUAGAAGUCAUUGGGGAAUACACUGAACAGAGUUUGGGCCAUCUUUAAUCUAACAGUUACUGAAAACAGUUUACAUUUGGGUUGAAUGAUUGAAAUUGGAAAUGCAUAUGUUCCUCCCCGGAGAAACUGACCUUAAAUUAAACUAAUCUGUUUUGAAUUUGGACUGAAGUAUCUCCUAAAAUUCAUCACCUGACUCUGUGUAGGUGAAAAAUGAACUGUAAUAUUCUAGUGUUUGGAAAUGGUGCAUUUUAUGUGGUCAGUGGAAACACCAGCAAUGAUCUGUGCACCAAUAGUUAUGAAAAGUAUGUAUUUUACUGUUUCCUUAGCAAUGUUAAAUCAUAUUCUGUCUUUGCUGUUUGAAGUGUAACAUCUUAUUUUCUGGUGGGCUGACAUUGUCCUUUUAGUUUUAAAUUAUCACUGUUGUAAAAAUUCAUAUUUUGCAAAGUAUUGCUUCAAUAUAAGAUAAUUCUGGACUCUGAGUUGUAGCUGUAAUAUGAGAAUUUCCUCCCCCUCUCACUCAAAUCAAAUCCUGAAGGGACUAGGUCUAAGAAACAAACUUGAUGACUACUAUGGCCUGUUAUGGCUUAUUUCAAUAUUAUUUUUAAGUUCAUUGUAAUCUUAUUUUCAAAGCAUUACUUAGAGAAAACCUAAAUGUGCCAGUUCAGACACAAAAUUGCAUUGUGAGAACAGUGUACGAAAUUAAAAGUUAAGCACCUACACCAACUUAACUUAAUCUAAAGAGAAGGUUAAACACAAAAAAUAACCUUCAAUGUACUUUUUUAAAAUAUAGCCACGUGUUACUGUGCUUGGCUCAGUUUCUGUCUUUCUCACUAUUUGCUAGUUGUCAGUUUUGGAAAAAGUGCACCUCAGUUUGUGCACUGACAGGUCAUGUUUGGACACAAAUUCAGUGCUGAGGCAUUCUGGGAACAUGUUAAGUUAUUGGGAUGGCUUAAUAAACUUUCUGUUAAAAUUGA
Messenger RNA from Notolabrus celidotus (New Zealand spotty), 2457 nucleotides. It is a transcript of the gene tmed7, whose product is annotated as transmembrane p24 trafficking protein 7. Gene Ontology annotation, biological process: intracellular protein transport; Golgi organization; endoplasmic reticulum to Golgi vesicle-mediated transport. Lineage: Eukaryota; Metazoa; Chordata; Actinopteri; Labriformes; Labridae. Bases 205 to 846 code for a protein of 213 amino acids. Gene Ontology annotation, cellular component: Golgi apparatus; endoplasmic reticulum; COPII-coated ER to Golgi transport vesicle. The record is from RefSeq and is a predicted model, not a curated record. The transcript has 4 exons.